Molecule: messenger RNA, 1383 nt
Organism: Rhopalosiphum padi (bird cherry-oat aphid)
Lineage: Eukaryota; Metazoa; Arthropoda; Insecta; Hemiptera; Aphididae
Source: RefSeq, a predicted model, not a curated record
GCCGGCCUAUAUCCUUGGUCGACUGCAGAGAGUAUUAUGCAUUUUUCUAGGAGAUCCUCGCUACUCUUGCCCCAUACAUUACACGAGUUAUCCAUAAAAUUUGAUAAUGGGGAGUUAUUAAGAUACUCAUGUUGUGGUUCUUCCAUAUUUAGUGGAUGUGUGCGAGAUCCUGAAGGCAAAUACAGUAUUAUAUUGGCAUGCCCUCAACUGAUAAACACUGUACUACUACACAACAUCACUGAAGUUCACGCAGACGCAACUUUUAAAGUAGUCCCAUCAAAUAUGGGUAGCCAGCUUCUAAGCAUUCAUUGCAUGAUCAAUAAUUCUUCUAUACCAAUUGCUUAUGCAUUGAUGGAAUCAAAAUCUAGGAAUUCCUACCAAUGUGUUCUAGACUUUAUGAAGGAAAAUCUACUUCCUAACCUUAACCCAGACGUUAUAAUAACAGAUUUUGAACCAGCCCUAAGAGAUUCACUUCUAUCUUCUUUAGGUGUAAGAGGAACAAGAGUUAUGGGAUGUUGGUUUCAUCACAACCAGGCUGUAUGGAAGAAAAUGAAAUCCUACAAUUAUUUGGCAACUGUUAAUACAAAUCAGUAUGCAUUAAAAUCUUUGAGGAUGCUCAUGUGUUUGCCUCUAUUGCCGGGAGCAGAAAUAGAGCAAGGGCUUUUGCUCAUUAAAGCAUAUGCUACCAAUCAUAAUGUUCCAAUGCCAAACCUUUUCAACUAUUACCAAAGUUAUUGGAUAAGACGUGUUGGUGUAAACGUUUUAUCAGUUAAUGGCGUCCCAAGAAGGACAAAUAUUGAAAGCUUCCACAAUACUUUAAGGUACCAAUUUUCCGUCACUCAUCCAAAUUUAUGGGUUUUCCUAGGUCAAAUAUGUGCACUGAGUGUAAAGUACCAUACAAUGGUUACUCAGCUAGAAAAUGGCCUACAACCUACGAGAAAUUUAAAAACAAAAUACCUAUUAAAUUCCAAGCGGAUCAAACGGGCAACUGAACACCAUGAAGCUGGUAUACUGAGUGUUUGGCAAUUUUUGGUAACAUGCUCUCAUUGUAGUGCAACUUAUGAACGUAGGCAAAGGAAUUGGGCACUGGGUAUUCAAAAUGGUGAAGAGUCGGAUGAUAAUCAAGUAGCUGAAAAUGACAUUGAUGAAAUUCCUCCGGUAAACAUUGUAGCAGAACAAAAUGAAGAACCUGAACCAAAUCACCCAAUUAGGCCAAGUGUCUGCAUGGCAUGUAACAUAGUUACAACUGGAGAAGAUGUGGCUCAAUAUAUUGUUUUGCCAUGUGGACAUGCGUGGUUGUGUACCACAUGUGUUGGGGUCUUAGAGAACCAAUAUCCUGUAAGAUGUCCUUUAUGCCGCGGGGAUGUUGAUGUUUUUCAAUGA